CACCCUGUCAGGACAUCGACCGACAAAUGCGGCGCAGCCUUCAGUGUGCCUUGUCGUCCACAGCUCACAACCCGCGGAUUUACAAUCAACGAUUGACAUACAAUUCUGUCCAGGGAUACAUUUCUCUCCCAUUGCUAUACUUUCUAAAUAUGAGGUGGUUCGUGUCUCUGAAAAUGGUCUAACUAAAAUCUCUGAUCCGUGAAGUAGCAGCAGCCCGCUAGCACUGUGCCAGGAUGUCUAGUAGCUCGGGCUAUCCCCCCAGCCAAGGGAGCUUCAGCAGUGAGCAGAGCCGAUACCCGCCACAUUCUGUCCAGUACACCUUCACUGGCACACGCCACCAACAGGAUUUUGCCGUCCCAGACUAUCGGACUCAUAUGCAAGAUCCACAGGGUCGGAGAAGACCAUCUUUACUGUCUGAAUUCCACCCCGGAACUGAAAGGCCUCCAGAGAGACGUCAUGGUUACGAACAGCAGUUUCACUCCAUCACAUCUCAGUCUGAGCAUGAAGCCUUGGAGGCUAAACGCCCUCGCAUGGAGACUGUUGCUGAGGCCCACAUCACCCGUACCCCUCCCACAGCCGGGGGUAUUGUCCUGCCCAUAACCCAUACAGUACAGGACAGUCUAAGAGCCACUGUGGAGGUCAAAAAGGAGUCUCAGUUCACUGUCAAAGUGGAGUCCCCGUCCCCAGGAGGACCUAUGCUGCACAUGGGAGAAGAGCAGGACACGUCUCCCUCCAAACUAUCCAAGGAAGAGCUGAUCCAGAGUAUGGACCGUGUGGACAGAGAGAUUGCCAAAGUGGAGCAGCAGAUUUUUAAGCUGAAGAAAAAGCAGCAACAACUGGAAGAGGAAGCAGCAAAGCCAGUGGAACCAGAAAAGCCAGUGACCCCUCCUCCAGUGGAGCACAAGCACCGCAGCAUAGUCCAGAUCAUCUAUGACGAGAACAGGAAAAAAGCUGAAGAGGCCCAUAAAAUACUGGAAGGUCUUGGUCCUAAAGUUGAGCUGCCCCUGUACAAUCAGCCAUCAGACACGAAAGUGUACCAUGACAACAUUAAGACCAACCAAGUCAUGCGGAAGAAGCUGAUUUUGUUUUUCAAGAGGAGGAAUCAUGCUCGUAAACAAAGGGAACAGAAGAUCUGCCAGCGCUAUGAUCAGUUGAUGGAAGCGUGGGAGAAGAAAGUGGAGCGAAUGGAGAACAACCCCAAACGCAAAGCCAAGGAGAGCAGGACACGGGAGUACUAUGAAAGGCAAUUCCCUGAGAUCCGCAAGCAGAGAGAGCAGCAGGAACGCUUCCAGAGGGUUGGACAAAGAGGGACGGGCCUGUCUGCAACAAUUGCAAGAAGCGAGCACGAGAUUUCUGAAAUCAUAGAUGGCCUUUCUGAGCAGGAGAACAACGAGAAGCAGAUGCGACAGCUGUCAGUCAUCCCUCCCAUGAUGUAUGACUCUGAGCAGAGGCGAGUGAAGUUUAUCAACAUGAAUGGCCUGAUGGAUGACCCAAUGAAGGUGUACAAAGCCCGGCAGUUCAUGAAUGUUUGGACUGAACAUGAAAAAGAGAUCUUUAAGGAGAAGUUUGUCCAACACCCCAAGAACUUUGGCCUGAUUGCCUCCUAUCUGGAGAGAAAGUGUGUUGCUGACUGCGUUCUUUACUACUACUUGACCAAGAAGAAUCACAACUACAAGACCCUGGUGAGGAGAAACUAUGGAAGACGGAGAGGAAGGAACCAGCAAAUAACACGUCCCUCACAAGAAGACAAGUCAGACGACAAAAACGAAGAGGACAAAUCUGAGAAAUCCGAGAAAAAAGAGGACGAGGAAAAGAAGGACGAGGAAGAGAAAGAUGAAAAAGAGGAUUCUAGGGACAUUGGCAAGGACAAAGACAAGUGUGACGGUGGGGAGGACGAGGACGGAAAGGAGCAAAAUACGCCGCGUGGCAGGAAGACUGCCAACAGUCAGGGCCGCCGUAAGGGAAGGAUCACCACACGCUCCAUGGCCAAUGAGGCUGCCUCUGUGGCGGCUGAGGAGGCACCUCCCCCUGCCACUGAGCCUGCCUUGCCAGAUCCUCCACAGCUCCCUAAACCUGAUCCAGCACAGAAGGCCAUGAAGGAGCCUGCAAAACCCCAGACUCCAAUAGCUUCCAUGGAUACUAAUAAAGCUGGUGCUGGUGAAACCGGAGAAACUUCUCGCUGGACCGAGGAGGAGAUGGAGGUCGCCAAAAAAGGGCUAGUUGAGCAUGGGCGAAACUGGACAGCCAUUGCCAAAAUGGUGGGCACCAAAAGUGAGGCACAGUGCAAAAAUUUCUAUUUCAACUACAAGAGACGUCACAACCUGGACAAUCUACUCCAGCAGCAUAAGCAGGAUACACGGCGAGCUCGUGCUGAUAGGUCUCAAGGUGAAGGUCUAGCCACAGCAUCACCUGAUGAUGAGGAUGAGGACAACGCAGAUGACAGUGAAGGCGGUGACAACAGCUCUGAUACAGAGAGUGCCCCCUCCCCCUCUCAGGCCGACUCCUUGAAGUCUGGCGACUCCAAGAGGGCAGACUCCGCCGCUGGAGAUGCCCAGUGCUCUGAUCAGGACAAAGGUCAGGCCAGCAAUGGAAAAGCCCCAGAGCCCUCGUACGGGGAACUCUGUGUCAAGGAAGAGAAAAGCCCAGAGAGUGAGACUGGGUCUCAGGAGGCUAGGGUUGCCUCGUAUGCAGGCUCGGUUCAUCCCAAAACUGAACCUCAGGAUAUGGACAUGAAGACUGGAGAGGUUCAGGUCAAGAUGGAGCCUGAGGUCAAGGAGAGAGGAGAAAAGGGAGAUCAUGGUGGGAGGGAGCUCCACUCAGACAAUGACUCUAGCGCCACCUGCAGUGCUGACGAAGAUGUGGAAGCGGAGCCUGAAAGGAGAAUGUUCCCCAUGGAAAAGCCUUCACUGCUCAGUCCUCCAGGCUCUGUGCUGGUGUCCUCUCCCAAGCAAACUCAACUCAACAUCCAGCAGCUGCAGCAGCGGGCAGCUGCCAUCCCACCUAUGGUUAGCCACAGUUUUCGUCCAUUCACAGGCAUUAAGGUGCCUGGUCCUUUUGGCCCCGGUGGUGUGCCCAUCAGUGGCUUUGCCAUGCUACAGCACCAGAUCAAAGCAGCGCAUGAGUCGGCACACCAAGAGGAGAAGCAGAGACAGGAUCAGGGAGACCUGGAGCGCCGACCCCCCUUCAGCACUCGCAGCCCCACCAUCCUAGAGAGAGAUGGUAAGCCCUUACCCUACAUGCCUUAUGACAUGAAGCUGGCUCUGGACCAGGAGGCCUACUCUGGUCGGCCAGGCUCUCCUUACAGACUCUCUCCCAGGGAGCUGAGCAAGGCCUCACCCCAGCCUGACCCCGACGCCCCCAAUGUCUCCCGCUACAGUGUGCCACCAGUUCUCCACCCUGCCCCCAACCAGCUUGUCCAGAGUAUGCCAGAUGGAGUCCGAGUGACUUUCAGCAGACCCAGUCGACCUCCCAACAUUCCCUCUCCUCCUCCUCUCAUUCCAACUACCAAGCCCACAGACAAGCCCUCAUUCAUCCAAGGCGGCUCAAUCUCCCAGGGAACUCCUGGCACAUACCUGCCGUCUCAUGCUGUCUAUGGGCCAGAGGGCACUAAAAGCACUGUGGGCUCCAUUUCUCUGGGUCUGCCCCGACAGCAGGAUCCAAACAAGCCAGGAGCUGCAGUUCCCUCCAUACAGGAUGGCAGAGGCAACCCACCAAAAGUGGGUGAGGGUCUGGCUUUCAGAGGAUCAAUCACUCAGGGCACACCAGCUCUGCCCCAGUCUAGCAUUGCUGCUGACCUCCUGAAGGGCACAAUUACAAAACUGGCCACAGAGGACCUGAGCAGUCCAGACAAGACCAGGGGAGAACAGCUGGCUAAAGGACAUGUCAUCUAUGAAGGCAAGAGUGGUCACAUCCUCUCCUAUGAUGCCAUCAAGAACCCCAGGGAGAACACCCGCAGCCCCAGAACAGGCCAUGAGCUGAAACGCACUUAUGAAAUGAUUGAGGGAUCCAUGGGCAGGGGACACCCUGGCAGGGAAGGAGCUCAGUAUGAGGGAUUGAUUAGCAGAGCCAGAGAUGGUCUACAUGGAGAUUCUAAGGAAAGACCAUUGAUCACUGGAUCCAUCAUGCAAGGAACACCUAGAACUGCUACAGAGACCUAUGAGGAGGCCAUAAAGUAUGGAAAACAGAUAAAGCGAGAGAGCUCACCAAUCCGCUCUUUCGAAGGGGGUAUUGGCAAAGGCAAGCCCUAUGAGGGUGUCAAUACUAUCAAAGAGAUGGGACGUUCUAUUCAUGAAAUACCCAGACAAGAUCAGUCUGGCCAGGACAUGUGCAAAACCCCUGACCUGUCCAUAUCUCAGAUUCACCCUCUCAACCAGCCAACUAUCAAGCACAAUGUCAAGUCUUUAAUCACCAGUCCCACUAAGCUCCCCCACAGCAUGCCGCCGCAGCUUGAGGCCAUGGAGCGAGUCAAAUAUGAGGAAAACAAGGCAGUGCGCCACACUUCUGUGGUCAACUCCACCACUUCUGUCCUGCGCUCCACCCACCAGGAGGCUAGCAAAUCCCAGCUUAGCCCGGGCAUGUAUGAGGAUGCCAACGCUCGGAGGACCCCUGUCAACUACAGCACCAAUCCCGUGUCCAGAGGCUCACCCAUGCUGGGACGUGCCACCGAGGGUGGCAUGAGCUCUGCGAAAUCUGCCGCACAUGAAAGAAAGAGUGCUAUGACUCCAACACAGAGGGACAGUGUUCCAGCCAAAUCCCCAGUGUCGGGAGGUGACCCUGUAGCCUCUCACAGCCCCUUCGACCCUCACCAUCGGCCUGUUGUUCCUGGGGAAGUGUACCGAGCCCACCUGCCUCCGCACCUUGACCCCACCCUGGCCUUCCACAGGGUGCUUGAUCCUGCAUUCAUGUUCCCCAGGCAGCAGUCCCCUACAGGCUACCACAACACCUACCAGCUGUACACCAUGGAGAACACCCGACAGACCAUCCUUAAUGAUUACAUCACUUCCCAGCAGAUGCAAGUCAUCCCUAGGCCCGACAUGGCCCGAGGCUUGUCACCACGGGAACAGCCUGUUGCUAUCCCUUACGCAGCUGGAGCUCGAGGGAUUAUUGAUCUAGCCCAGAUGCCUCCAACUAUCCUGUUGCCUCACCCUGGGGGAACAGGUACUCCCACUUUGGAACGCAUCGCCUACCUCCCUGGAGCUCAGCCCCCUUUCCCUCCUAGGGCUUUCAACCCAACCUCCAUAUCGCCAGGCCAUCCAGCCCACCUUGCUGCUGCUGCUGCAGCUAGUGCGGAGAGGGAACGGGAAAGGGAGCGUGACCGGGAGCAGCAGGAAAAGGAGAGAGAGAAGGAAAGAGAAAGGGAGCAGAGGGAGAGGGAGAGGGAGCGAGAGAGGGAGAGGGAGCGUGAAAUGCGGGAACGAGAGCGGGAGCGAAGCAGUGAAUACAUCCGUGGUGCGGGACCAGAGCAACCAGGCCGGCCAAUGAGUCGAGGUUAUCUGCACUCCCCUUCGCCCUCACUCAGGACGCAGGAUGUCGUGGUUCAGCAGCGGCCUAGCAUCUUUCAGGGCAAGAGUGUCAUCACUUCUCUAAUGCCCCAUUCAGCAGCAGCGACCGCAGCAGCCCAGAGUAGCUCUCGCUACAGUACUGCAGCUGAUGCUCUGGCUGCUCUGGUGGAUGCCGCAGCCUCUGCCCCGCAGAUGGAUGUGGCCAAAGUGAAGGAGAGCAAACACGAACGCGAUGACGACAUGGCUGCUCGGCGAGCAGCCAGCCUCUCAGAACAGCAGCAGCAGGAAGCAGAAAGACGAUCCAUGCAGUCACCAUAUGGUGCAAUGUCUCUGCCAGGGGGUAAGCCCCACUCAGCUUACUCUGAAGGGCCUGGAGUCGGGGUGAAGGAUAAGGGCCCUCAAACCUCAAAGUCUCGCAUUGAAGAGGAGCUUCGGACUCGUGGCAAGACGACUAUCACAGCUGCUAACUUCAUUGAUGUCAUCAUCACACGGCAGAUUGCCUCGGACAAAGACUCGAGAGAGCGCGGCUCUCAGAGCUCUGACUCCUCCAGCAGCUUGUCAUCCAGUCGAUACGAUAACACGGGUGGUGGAGCCAUCGAGGUGAUAAGUCCUGCUAGUUCUCCUGUCCAGUCCCAACAGGACAAACCAGAAGAAGGUCAACAACAGGCAGCUGGCAUGCGGGCCUAUGACAUGGGUCGUUACCAGCCACCACAGCCCAGUCCCCAGCAGCCUCCCUCCUCACAGGCUGACAGCUACUCCCAGGUUACCAAGACUCACAGGGUCAUGACUUUGGCAGACCAUAUUUCGCAUAUUAUAACCCAGGACUUUGCCCGGAAUCAGGAUCCUUCUCCGGUCUCCUCCUCAGCUUCGGCCACAUUCCAGAGCGUGGGGCCACCUGUGUCCUCUUCAGGUCGAGCCAAGGUCUCCAGCCGCUAUAGUCCGGAAAAUCAGGUCCAGACCCCACUCCACCAGAGAUCCUCCAGCAGAGUUUCUCCAGAGAAUGCCCCUGACAAGGCCAGAGCCAGGCCUGGUAAAUCUCCAGAGCGAGGUGGCAGGCAGAUGGAGAAUUAUGAACCCAUCUCUCCACCACAGAGCUACCAAGGCAUGGACAAACAGGAGGCUGGCGGGCCUCCACCCCAGAGGAGGGAUCCUGAGUCCGAGAUCAGGAGUGACUCACGGUCCCCAGGGAGUGUCAGUUAUCUGCCUUCUUUCUUCACCAAGCUGGAGAACACCUCACCAAUGGUAAAAUCCAAGAAGCAGGAGAUCUUUCGUAAGUUGAACUCCACCUCUGGUGUAGGUGAUACUGAUGUUGGAAACGCGCAACCAGGCACAGAAAUUUUCAACUUGCCUGCUGUUACCAGCUCCAGCAGCAUCAACCCCAGGAACCACUCCUUUAGUGACCCUGCGAGUAACUUGGGCCUGGAGGACAUUAUCCGCAAAGCUUUGAUGGGCAACUUGGAGGAAAGACAGGAGGAGCACCAGGGAGGAGUAGGGGCUCAGUGUCCCAUCAUCAAUACAACUGGCACAGGCGGUGAUUGCCGUCAGGAGACCAACCCGUCACCCAGUAUGGGGAAACAGAAGCAGAGCAAAGCCAACAGCAGGAAAUCCAAGUCACCUAACCUGGGUCAGGCCUACUCUGGAGGGGAGCGUCCCUCUUCAGUGUCCUCCGUCCACUCCGAGGGAGAUUAUCACAGACAAGCUCAAGCCCAACCCCAAUGGAGCUGGGACGACCGACCCUCAUCCACAGGUUCCAUGCAGUUCCCUUACAACCCACUGACCAUGCGCAUGCUGAGCAACACGCCACCCACCUCCAUAGCAUCCCCUGCCAUACAGAGCCAGCAGCAGCAGCAACAACAGCAGCCCCCUCCAGCCGGAGCCCCGGUGGCCCAGCAGCGUGUGUGGCAGUCUCUGCUGUCAGAGCAAUAUGAGACCCUGUCUGACAGCGACGACUGAGCCCUGCUUGCUACAGCCCUAAUAGCCAGAAGAGAGGCCUGCGCUGAGGCUUGUCUGUUCACCCCCUUCUCCUAGAACUGACCUCGCUCACUGGCGAGUGUGACAAGUAGAUGGGCUGGUGUCCUUUUUAUUUUUGGUGCUAUGGCGCCCCCUGGCUGUUAGCUAAUAGAAGAAGCAGCAGCCCGUGACAGGCAGGGCUCUCCAGAACAAGACUCGUUUUUGUUUUGGAAGCACUCACCCAGCCUGUGGGGGACUCAAACAAAACUCGACUGAGGGGACGGCAUGAGCUAUAGUGAAGAUGAAGAACUAAAUAUGUAAAAAGAAACAACAUAAGAGACUAUUUCGGAGUUUUGUUUGAUUUCUGUAAAGAUAUACCUUGUCUUUAAGAAAAUCAUUGUAUGUAAAUAGAGUAACCUUUUGCAGUGUUUUUCUUAACUUGAUUUUUUCUUAUUUUAAUGUUGCUUUUAAAUUGAUCCACCCUAAAUGGGAAGAGUAGGGGCUUAAUUUUUAAUAACACAGUUGGUCUCUCCCAGUCCACCCCCACCCCACGUCACCUGACACCCGCUCUAAUAUUUUUACCAUAGCGACGCUGAGAGACCAGACCUUUGGUUUGUACUUGACCAUGAGUGGAGCACAGAGAUUGUGCCACCCUGCGCACCAUCCACCAAGCACCACCAGAGCCUGAACACCAUGGACAUUUGAGGAUGAAACAGACAUUUCAAACAACGUUGAUAUUUGAUGCCUGUCUUCGCCACAUGGCGGGGAUGAUGCAUGGAUUGUAACUAUCAGAUGGUAGUGGUAACUUUGUCAUCCGUUUUAGACAGAAAAAUGUCUUCAAAACAAGUUGAGAACACUGGUGUCAUAGCAGAAAGGUGAAAAGUCUGAUAUAAGCUUAAUUUUACCGGAAAAUAUAUUCUUAUGACUACUCCUGGACCCCGUCUGAAUAAUGAGAGUGAGCCAAUUUUUUUCUUUUUCUUUUUUCUUUUUCUUUUUUUUCUUUUUAUUUGUCAAUAGAGCCAUGUUUUGUCACAUGUAGCUGUCUCUCUCUCUGCAGUUUCCAACCUGUCCAGAAUGAUCUGCUCUGCAAUGUUGUCAUGGUUUAAAAAAAUAAAAAGUAUGUCAGGUUUUUGCCAUGCCUUGUGACUUGAGAAAGAAGGCAGCUUUAAUUUUCUCAGAGAUAUACGUUGGUGUUUGAUGUUUGUAUUUGUUUCUGUAGACCCCCCUCCCCCCUCCUUUUUUUGAUACUGUCCUGACAAAAAUCUGAACUCUGUAAAUUGUCUUUCCAUUACACAAAAAGACAAAACUAACCAAACAUAAAGAAUGGUCUGCACCAUUAUUGCACUUUUUUUUCUUUGUAGCUUUUGACAAAAAAAAAGCAUACUACCUGCUGUGUAACUUAUUUAGCCUCCAGCACAGGAGUAUACUAAAAUGUGCUUUAAGUUUUUCCCACCACUCACAGAAUUCUGGAUGUUUUGAUUUCCUGUCUUUUCUUGUAGCUGGUACAUUAUUUUGUUGUGUGACACUUAAAUCACAGUUACAGUUUUAAGUGUAUGGUACCAUUAAAUGUUUAGUUUGCUGUCAUGGUGAUUCAUAACCAUGACCACUUAAUCUCUGCUUUUGAUGCGUCAGUCAACCGGCAUAAAGCUUUGAAUAUGAAUUCUUUUAGGUCAACUUCAUAAAUGGCAGUAACGUUCCUUUGGAAGUCUAUUUUCUUUGGAUAUAUAAGAAAAAUACCAUAUUUUGGCUUUUUCAGCUUUCAACUUUGCUCAGUUAACAAAUCCAGUCUGCUCUAAACUGCUCUUAACUUUUUAAAAUGUCCUUUCUUCCUUUCAUUAUGAUUUUGAAUCAUUUGUCAUAGCACCUGUGCAGAUUUUUAAUUUUUGUCAUUUUCAACAUCCUUGUUAUUCAUCCUGUUUAGAAGGGAUGUUAUGUGUUUACAAAGGCAAUGACAAAAAAAAAGUUUACAAACUUGAAUCUUAAAGAAAUCCGACAUGAAGCCGAAAAUGAAUUGGAGCAUCUUUUCAGCUCUCUAUCAAACACACAGUGGUGACUUUUUUUUUGUCUUUUUGAAAUUGAGACUUGAAAACCCGUGUAUCCUAUGAUGUUGAAAUGCAAUGUUUGUAUCGCACAAUGUCUCUUAGUAGGCUAUUACAAGAGUUCAGACCAAUCAAAUAAAGUGGUUCAGUUGUCCUCCACUGAGAAA
Messenger RNA from Scatophagus argus, 9657 nucleotides. It is a transcript of the gene ncor1, whose product is annotated as nuclear receptor corepressor 1. Gene Ontology annotation, biological process: negative regulation of transcription by RNA polymerase II. Lineage: Eukaryota; Metazoa; Chordata; Actinopteri; Scatophagidae. Gene Ontology annotation, molecular function: transcription corepressor activity; nuclear thyroid hormone receptor binding. The record is from RefSeq and is a predicted model, not a curated record. The coding region runs from base 234 to 7454 and encodes 2406 amino acids. The transcript is spliced from 46 exons.